Messenger RNA from Knipowitschia caucasica, 807 nucleotides. NCBI's taxonomy places the organism in Eukaryota, Metazoa, Chordata, Actinopteri, Gobiiformes, Gobiidae. The record is from the annotation of a GenBank genome assembly.
AUGAGUGACUUGAUGUCACCCAAGCCUCAAAUCCUGCUCAAUGGAGAAGAGCAUGAACCGCUCCAGGACAAGGCAACGAUCAGCGAUCAGACAGAGGAGUCAAGUCUGGAGGAAGAAAACAAGGAGCAGAGUGAGACCCAAGUCAAGAUUCAGUCUAUUUUGCAGCAGGUACGUAAGCAGAUAAGAUCACAGGGUGGUGCGAGGACUCCUAAAAGCAACAUACUAGCACUUGUUCAAAAGGUCUGGGAGAAAGAAGUGACUGGGGAUGUUGAGAAUGACAUCAGUGAAGAGGAGAGACAAGAUGAGAGGAACAAUCAGAGGGAGGAGGAAGAUGAGUGUGCCACUUUGGAAAGGAAACUUGAGGCCAGUAAAAAGGCACUGAAGGAGGAGUUUGAAGCUCAAAUAUUGCAGCUAAGAAAUGAAAUGCAAGUUUACACUGAUCAAGCUAUUAAGGAGUUGGAGAGUAAGAUGUUGAAGGAUAUAAAUGUGAGCUCAAGUCCAAAGGAACAAACAAAAGUAGGUCCAGAAAAGAAGCUUCCCUCUUCAGCAGUUCCUCCAGUGGCUUUGAGACGAGGGAGGGUGCUGACCCGGACCAUGACCACUAUCAUCCCUAAAACAUGCACUCCUGUCAUUGUGUGUCCAAGAGCCAAAUCUGAAUCUCUGGCCUCUUCAAAAGUCCGACUGGGUCGAGACAACAUCCUCAGAUCAACAACAGCAAAGCCCAGUCAAUGUGGCAGGCCUCUUCCCCCAGCAGCACCACGGCAGCCAAAAAGACCUGCUCAGGCCAAAACUAAAACCGUAAACUGA